Brassica napus (rape) is the source of this 963-nucleotide messenger RNA. RefSeq lists its product as uncharacterized. The transcript is spliced from 3 exons. The record is from RefSeq and is a predicted model, not a curated record. Bases 1 to 963 code for a protein of 320 amino acids. Lineage: Eukaryota; Viridiplantae; Streptophyta; Magnoliopsida; Brassicales; Brassicaceae.
AUGGCUUCUUCCUCUCAUUUUCAUUACCACCAAGACGAUCACCAACCUGAUAAUGAAGAUAUAUUCGAAGACUUAUUUGAAGACAUUGACGAAUUUCUAGAAGAAAAUGAGCGUGUACCACGUAAUUUUAUUGACAGACAUCGGGAGGAAGGUCAAGAUUUGCUAUGGAAUGAUUAUUUUAGCGAUACUCCAACCUACCCGCACAAUGUCUUCCGGCGACGGUUUCGAAUGAACCGGACAUUAUUCAUGCGUAUUGUGCAGCGUCUCUCCACUGAAGUACGGUAUUUUCAAGAAAGAGUAGAUGCAACCGGGCGGUCUAGUCUUACUGCACUCCAAAAAUGUACCGCAACAAUUCGUCAAUUGGCUUAUGGUGUUGGAUCUGAUGCAGUGGACGAAUAUGUCCGAAUGGGUGAAACAACUGCUCGAGGAUGUUUGCACAAUUUUGCCGCGGGAAUAAUCAGCUUGUUUGGCAAUGAAUACCUAAGACGUCCCACACCGGAAGAUCUGCAGAGACUACUAUACUUUGGGGAGCAACGUGGGUUCCCAGGGAUGAUUGGAAGCAUCGACUGUACUAUGAACGAUCUUAAUAUUCUCGAUCGAUCACCCGUUUUUGAUGACGUUAUUACCGGAAUAGCACCACAAGUUAACUUCUAUGUCAACAAUCAUCCGUACAACUUGGCUUAUUAUCUCACGGAUGGUAUUUAUCCGAAAUGGGCUACAUUUAUUCAAUCUAUCCGACUACCACAAACUCAGAAGCAUUCUGUAUUUGCUCAAACCCAAGAAGGUGUGCGAAAAGAUGUCGAGCGUGCCUUCGGAGUCCUACAAGCUAGGAUGAACGAUCGUCAAGAACUCAGUACAACAUUGCUGAAUUUCGAGAAAGAGAAGAGGCGGAUACCUUUACCGUCAAUAAUCCGUCACCUCUCGGCACUCCACUUGAACGUCGGACAAACCUUCAGAAUCUAG